Tribolium madens (black flour beetle) is the source of this 2494-nucleotide messenger RNA. RefSeq names its product phospholipase A and acyltransferase 1-like. The record is from RefSeq and is a predicted model, not a curated record. The transcript is spliced from 4 exons. Gene Ontology annotation, molecular function: glycerophospholipid phospholipase A1 activity; A2-type glycerophospholipase activity. Gene Ontology annotation, biological process: N-acylphosphatidylethanolamine metabolic process. The coding region runs from base 1792 to 2436 and encodes 214 amino acids. Gene Ontology annotation, cellular component: cytoplasm. NCBI's taxonomy places the organism in Eukaryota, Metazoa, Arthropoda, Insecta, Coleoptera, Tenebrionidae.
UACAAAACCAUGUCUGAACCUAAGGCAACAAUGUGGACUACAAAUAUAAACGAUUUAAGUUUCGAAGAGGGUGAUCUUAUUGAAAUAGAUAGAGUUUUUUAUCAUCACUGGGGAAUGUACGUAUCUGAUGGCAAAAUAAUUCAUCUCGAAACUGUCGAAUCUCCGACGCAAUACGUUGUGAAUUCCCAAUUCGACGAAUUAGUGCCGGCUAUUAUCAAAUACGACCCUCUAAAUGAUGUCACUGAUUCGUCAAAAUUUUGCAUCAACAACAAGCUCGAAAUUUAUAAAAAUCCAAGAAAAAUCGAAGAUCUUAGAAAACUGAUUAAGAUUAGCUUAGAAAAUCCAAGGGUUUUGGAAUAUUCGUUAAAGUAUUUCAAUUGUGAACAUUUUGUUACAUUUCUUAAAUUUGGGAUCAGUGAUUCUGAACAAAUGCCUCCAGAAAAUCAGUUUUUAUUAUCAUUUGUAUUAAAUACUGGUGCUAAUUAUCUAGCAAAGUUGAAUGGUAAAAAAAAUCCUAAUUCAAAUGCUUGGAGUCCAUUAAUGAAUGCUUUUGGUGCUUCUGUACAGAAUGAAGUGUAUCAGAAACCCACAAUUGAGGAAAAAAUUAAACGAAAUUUAGAACAACUCUAUGGACAAUGUGGCUAAGCAAAUAGAAGAUAUUUUUGUACAAAGUACAAACCUAAAAAUUAUUUAAAUACAUAUCCUUAGGACUAAAAACAGAUUGGUACAGAUAUUUAUGUAUUAAAAUAUAAUAAUCCUAUAAAAUCAUUUAUCACUUUAUCAGACAUAAUACUCGUAAAAAUUAAUUAAGUAUAUAUCCUUAGGACAAAAAACAGAUAGGUAUGUAUUAAAAUAUAAUAAUCCUAUAAAAUCAUUUAUCAGACAAAAUACUCGUAUUGUAAUUUGAGAAAGUAGAAUAAAGCGCUGAGAGUCUAUAUAUAAUAUUUCGGUAUCUAUGUUAGGUAUAUCAUAUAGUACUUACAUAUAACAUUGUAAUCUUACAUUAGUAUACAUAAACAUAAGGUGCUAUAAUAUGUAGAAAUAUAAAAAUUAUAUUUUUUUAAUAUUUUUUAUGUUAUCUUGCAAAAACUGAUUUUCUGAACUAAGUAUAAUGUUUAUGAUAAUAUCGUGAAAAUAAUGUUCUCAGAUCCAAGUAAUUAAUUUCUCAAAUUGAAUUUUUAAAAACAAUUUUUUAUUAACAAUAUUCCACUCUUCACUUCACUCAUUCCAAAUAAAACAUGGUUUUUAUUAUAAAAAGGCAAUCCAAAAUAAAAAUUAAAUAAACAAAUGUAUUCAUAAAGCUAACCUAGAUUAAAAUGUAUCUUAAAAGAUAAGAUAUAAUUAUACUUUAACCUUUACAGGCAGACGUAAGCGGAAUUUUCUGAUUUCAAAUUGAAAUUAAAUUUUAAAAUGAACUAGGUAACAGUACCUACUUCAAAAACUGUCGAUUGCAAAGACGAACAAAGAAUCUACAACAAUGAGACACAUAUUUCUAAUUAGAUUAUCAUUAUUAAAACGAUUGAUUAUAUGUAUUUUGCCUCAGAGAUAACUACCAUUGCUAUCUACCAUUGUAACAAUUAAAUUUAUCUUCGUAAUAAUAGUUUUCUGGGAAUUACCCAGCUUCUUAAAUACCCGUAAAACAAUACCUACAUUCCAAAUCGAAGGGACAUUACCUAAUUAUUGAUAGCAUAGAUAACGUACACUUAUAAAUAUGCUUGUGAAGACCUAAAUCAUAUCAAAAUCAAAUAAAAUUUGUGAGGAAGCUACAGCUCCUGAUUAUUAUUUCCAAAAAUGUCGAGACGUGUAACAGAAUGGAGUGAAAAUCUAGAAGACUUAAACCCACAAAAAGGCGAUUUGAUCGAAAUUGACAAAAUUAUUUAUCACCAUUGGGGAAUGUACACAUCUGAUAAAAAAAUAAUUUCUUUCGAACCUGUCGACACUGCAAUUAUGGUACUUUCGCUUAAAUUCGAUGAUCUUGUUCCUGCUGAAGUCAAAAUACAAUCAAUUAAAAAAGCCACAGGCCAAAGCAGGUUUCGUAUUAACAAUAAACCAAAACUUGAUAAAACUACCCGAAGUUACAGCGAGAUUGAAGAGUUAAUUGAAACUUGUUUACGGUGCCCGAGACAAUUGGAGUAUUCUCUCAAAUAUUUCAAUUGUGAACAUUUUGUCACUUGUCUCAAAUUUGGAGUAGCUUAUUCGGAUCAAAUGAGUUCCGAAAAACAAUUUUUAUUUACACUGGGAUUAAAUAUGGGUGCCAGUUAUUUACGAGAACUGAAUAACGAAUGGGAAACUCCUGAUGAUGCUUUUAGACCCAUGUUAGAAGCUUUGGAAGCCAGUAUGAAAAAUGAAAUUCUUGUGAAACCACCAAUACAGAGGAAAGUCGAGCAACAAUUGGAACGGCUGUUCGGAAAAUAUAACACAAAAUAUUUGUUCUAAAUGUCAAUUUUAUGUAUUUUAUAGAUGGUAUAAAUAAAGCUUAAUGACUUAAUGAAAA